AUGAACCCCGCUCCGCCCGCCCACGCCCACGCACCCUCCCUCAAAACCCCCCUCACAACCGCACAGCAACAGCAACAGCUCGCCGCAGGACGCAAUGUCUCGCCCUCCCCAGGCCUCCGCUACCCAAGCAACAAAAAGACAAUCUACGACCGCAAUCUGAGCAGGAGCAAGAACGCGGAACUCAGCCGCGCCGCAUUCGGAUAUCUGUUUGUCGAGAUGAUAGGCUAUGCGCAGCGCCGCGUGCGAGGCGUUGCUGAUCUGGAGAAACGGCUCAACGCACAGGGCUACCCGCUCGGCCUCAAACUCCUCGACCUCCUCCUUACGCGCUCACCACUACCCAGUACCUCGCCCUCGCUGCGACCCACGCGCAUCCUCCCUCUACUCCAAUUCAUCACCACGACGCUCUGGAAACACCUCUUUGGCCGGCCUGCCGACGCGCUGGAACGCUCCGCCGCAAACGCAGACGAGUACAUGAUCUCGGACAAUGAGCCGCUCGUCAAUACGUAUAUUAGUGUACCUAGGGAGAUGAGCCAGCUCAACUGCGCGGCCUAUGUGGCUGGGGUGAUUGAGGGCGUGUGUGAUGGGGCCGGGUUUGCGACGAGGGGAGUGAGUGCGCAUUGGGUUGGGGAAGGGGGAGGGGAGGGCGGAAAGGGGAUGUGGCCAGGGAAGACGGUUUUCUUGAUUCGGUUUGCGGAUGAGGUGUUGGAGAGGGAAGAAAUUUUGGGGAAGAAUGGCUGA
Molecule: messenger RNA, 738 nt
Organism: Pseudovirgaria hyperparasitica
Lineage: Eukaryota; Fungi; Ascomycota; Dothideomycetes; Acrospermales; Acrospermaceae
Product: TRAPP I complex
Exons: 2
Coding region: 1-738 (245 amino acids)
Biological process (GO): endoplasmic reticulum to Golgi vesicle-mediated transport
Cellular component (GO): TRAPPII protein complex; TRAPPIII protein complex; TRAPPI protein complex
Source: RefSeq, a predicted model, not a curated record